Messenger RNA from Dunckerocampus dactyliophorus (ringed pipefish), 3114 nucleotides. RefSeq names its product glutamate ionotropic receptor kainate type subunit 3 (gene grik3). Gene Ontology annotation, cellular component: presynaptic membrane; kainate selective glutamate receptor complex; plasma membrane. Bases 200 to 2959 code for a protein of 919 amino acids. The record is from RefSeq and is a predicted model, not a curated record. NCBI's taxonomy places the organism in Eukaryota, Metazoa, Chordata, Actinopteri, Syngnathiformes, Syngnathidae. Gene Ontology annotation, molecular function: kainate selective glutamate receptor activity; transmitter-gated monoatomic ion channel activity involved in regulation of postsynaptic membrane potential. The transcript has 16 exons. Gene Ontology annotation, biological process: monoatomic ion transport; modulation of chemical synaptic transmission; synaptic transmission, glutamatergic.
GAAGUGGACGCAGACAUUGUGGGGGAGCACCGGAGUGGGGCUUUUUUCAGUUUUUUUUUUAAACAUUUCGGACUUCAUCAGGAUGCUGCAAGUAUGAGAGAACACUUUGUCGCCAUGUCGGUGCUGUCUUUGAAAUUGUAAGGACCCUCUCUCACACACAAGAAAGAAAGAAAAAAGUGGAUCCGGUGACUUUACAAGCAUGAGGCACCCUUGGCUCUUUCCCACCCGGAGUGUGACUUGGGAAUACUGGACGUGGAUGCUUGCGUGUCUCUUGUGGAUUCCAUACUCGUACGGCAUGCCUCAUGUCAUCCGAAUAGGUGGGAUUUUCGAGCAAACAGAUGGACCUGUCUCGCUGGUCAGCGCAGAGGAGCUCGCUUUUAAAUUCGCCGUCAAUAACAUCAACCGGAACAGGACAUUAUUGCCCAACACCACGCUGACGUAUGACAUACAGAGGAUUAAUAUCUACGACAGCUUUGAGGCGUCCAGAAAGGCAUGCGACCAGCUGUCUUUAGGCGUGGUCGCGAUCUUCGGCCCGUCGCACAGUUCCUCGUCCAACGCCGUGCAGUCCAUCUGCAAUGCCCUGGAAGUGCCGCACGUCCAAGUGCGGUGGAAGCACCAUCCCAUGGACAACAGGGACACCUUUUACGCCAAUUUAUACCCGGACUACUCGUCGUUGAGUUACGCCAUCCUGGACCUGGUGCAGUAUCUUAAAUGGAAGACCGCCACGGUCGUAUAUGACGACAGCACAGGCCUUAUCAGACUACAGGAGCUGAUAAUGGCCCCGUCUAGGUACAACAUCAGGCUGAAGAUCCGACAGCUGCCGGUCGACACGAAUGACACCAGACCCCUGCUCAAGGAGAUGAAGAGGAGCCGGGAGUUCCGCAUCAUCUUUGACUGUAGCCACCACAUGGCCGCACAGAUCCUCAAGCAGGCCCAGACCAUGGGGAUGAUGACUGAGUACUACCACUACAUCUUCACCACUCUGGAUCUGAUGGCCAUUGAUUUGGAGCCGUAUCGCUUCUGUGGCGUCAACAUGACCGGCUUCCGCAUCCUCAACGUAGACAAUCCCCAGGUGUCCUCCAUUGUGGAGAAGUGGUCCAUGGAGAGGCAGAUACAGCCUAAACCCGACUCGGGCCUCCUGGAGGGCAUCAUGACGACAGAUGCAGCUCUGACCUACGACGCCGUCCACAUCGUGUCCGUCUCCUACCAGCACGCCCCGCAGAUGACCGUAAACUCGCUGCAAUGCCACCGACACAAACCCUGGAGAUUCGGAGGCCGCUUCAUGAGUUUCAUCAAAGAGUCUCACUGGGAAGGGCUGACUGGGAGGCUGUCGUUCAACAAGACAACUGGCCUGCGUACUGACUUCGACCUGGACAUCAUAAGCCUGAAGGAGGAUGGACUAGAAAAGGUUGGGAAGUGGAGUGCGUCGGGAGGUCUCAACAUCACAGAAGUGACCAAGCGAAAAGGGAUGAACAUCACUGAUUCCCUGGCUAACCGCUCCCUCCUGAUCACCACCAUCCUGGAGGAGCCAUACGUCAUGCUUAAGAAAUCUGACAAGGCGCUGGUCGGGAACGACCGCUUCGAAGGCUUCUGCAUCGACUUGCUGAAGGAGCUGGCCACCAUCCUGGGCUUCACCUAUGAGAUUCGGCUGGUGCCUGACGGGAAGUACGGCUCUCAGGACGACAAGGGCCAGUGGAAUGGCAUGAUACGGGAACUCAUAGAACACAGGGCAGACUUGUCAGUGGCCCCCCUCACCAUCACAUACAUGCGGGAGAAGGUGGUGGACUUUACCAAGCCCUUCAUGAGCAUGGGCAUCAGCAUCCUGUACCGUAAGCCCAACACCACCAACAACGGCUUCUUCUCCUUCCUCAACCCCAUGACCCCCGACAUUUGGAUCUACAUCCUACUGGCCUACUUGGGGGUCAGCUGCGUCCUCUUUGUCAUUGCCAGGUUCAGCCCGUACGAGUGGUACGACGCCCACCCCUGCAACCCGGGAUCCGACGUGGUGGAAAACAACUUCACGCUCCUAAACAGCUUCUGGUUUGGAGUGGGCUCCUUGAUGCAGCAAGGCUCCGAGCUGAUGCCCAAAGCCCUGUCCACCAGGAUCAUCGGCGGGAUCUGGUGGUUCUUCACGCUCAUCAUCAUAUCGUCCUACACGGCCAACCUGGCAGCGUUCCUCACUGUGGAGAGGAUGGACUCGCCGGCAGACUCGGCGGACGACAUCGCCAAGCAAACCAAGAUCGAGUACGGGGUGGUGCGUGACGGAGCAACCAUGACUUUCUUCAAGAAAUCCAAGGUGUCGACUUACGAGAAGAUGUGGGCCUUCAUGAGCAGCAAGCACAGCACGUCACUGGUCAAGUCCAUCGAGGACGGCAUUCAGCGGGUGCUCAAGUCCGACUACGCCCUCAUUAUGGAGUCCACCACCAUUGACUACAUCACUAGACGCAACUGUAACCUGACGCAAGUGGGGGGCCUCAUUGACAUGAAAGGCUACGGGAUCGGCACCCCCCUCGGCUCGCCGUACAGGGACAAAAUCUCCAUAGCCAUCCUGAACAUCAUGGAGGACGGACGCCUACACAUGCUGAAGGAGAAGUGGUGGAGUGGGAGCAGCUGCUUGGAUGACGAGCGCAGAGAGACGGGCCCCAUGGGCAUCCAAAACCUGGGUGGCAUAUUUAUCGUGCUGGCAUCUGGCCUGCUGCUCUCCGUCUUUGUUGCCAUCGCCGAAUUUGUCUACAAGCUGAGGAAGACAGCGGAGCGUGAGCAGAGGUCUUUGUGCAGUGCCAUGGUGGACGAGAUCAGACUGUCGUUCACCUGCGAGAGGCGGGUGAAACACAAGCCGCAGCCCCUGGCCGCGGCGAAGACGGAUGCAGUGAUCAACAUGCACGCCUACAACGACCGCCGUCUCCCAGGAAAGGACAGCCUGAGCUGCAGCGCUGGGAUGACCCCCGUCUUUCCGUGACCCUGUGCUCCCCGCAGGGCAAAAGCCUCCUGAGCAACGUGUCGGGGGCGGUGCCCGAGACCAGAGACAAUGGCAUCGACGGAAUCCUCCGGUUCACCAUGAACCACCACAGUGACAUGGGGACACUGACCAAACAUGGACAACUCAAAAUGGCA